GAACAUUUCAGCUUGCAGUCUCUCCAUGGCAAAGCGCGGCUCCAGGCUCCUUGCAUUGGCUUUGCCCAUUCUGGUUGGCAGGGCUUUUAUUGCCCAGGUUGAGAUACCGCGAACGACCCCAAGCGGCCACAAGCACCCAAGCAAAACCACAAGGUGGGCAUCAAUCAACCUUCAGGAGUGCGCAGAGAAUUUCGACCCAUUCGCCACCACGUUGGGGAUAUCACUGAAAGACAUUGGGCAGGGAAUUCUGGAGGCAAACAAGAACCGUCGCGUAAUUUCAAAGCAGACAUCUUUGGUGGACGUCAACUAUGCCCAAGCACACGCACAACGCCUUGCAAAGAUCCUGGUGGAGAACGCCAAGCAAACACGGGAAGCUCGGAACAUUUUCUUGCCUUACAUCUCGUUGCCACUUAUGGCAAUAGUUUCAGCAAGUGGUGAGCAAUGUGUUAUCCACACGACCUUGACCGGAGUCACUUCGAUUCAUGCUGAACCUGGCGUGGGCAAGUCCGUUGCUGUAGCUUUGGCCAUGCUGGGAUGGGCUAAAGACAACCCAAGGUGCAUUUCUGUCUUGGUCAGGCAGGAUUUGGCGCGUCUCAAAGAUUUCUUCAAUGUGAAAGAUAUAAGCUUUGUGGCACCUGUUGCAGAAAACAUUUUUCCGAUCUUGUCUGACGCCGGAGUUCGCUUGCAGUUGAUUUUGGACGACAUCUUUGACACGGAACUGGGUGAAGAUGGGAGGAUGUUGAUGAACCUCGCCCGUGCUGCGCACAGAUACGAGCAGGUCAUCGUAGUUACUCAAUCUGAGAAAAUUGCGAAUGAAGUAGCCCAUCUCAAUGGAGCGCGCACACGACUAGCCCCGCAGCAGGAGAAUGUGAGCGUGAGAGAGUACAGAUGGAAUGAGGUGCAGGCACGCCAACUCCUGUUGAAUCUGAAUGCAACAGAGAAGGUGAAGAACUCCAGCAAGCCCCGCAAAGCGAGAUGGUGGGGAUGGUGGCGGGAAUUGCUGCGUGGCUUCAAGAAACAGACAACAGAGGUAGAGUCCCAGGUUGAGAAAGCAUUGCAGGAAGCCAAAACCCAGUUUGAAGGGGAUGAGCCCCUGAUCUGGAAGACUUUGGAAAGUGCAAGUGUGCCUGAUGGCGGCUGGAAACCAACGGACAUCAUAGAGUUCCUGAUUUCAGGCAGGAAGCCGGUCACAGCCAUUGCAGGCAGUGCCGCCUCGCAACCAUCCGCUGCGGUGUGGGUCUGUCAGCUGGGAAGCCCUGACGCCAAGCCUGAGACCGUUGGCAGCGCGUUUCCAAGAUGUAAAUGACUUGAAGAAGGCAAUCAAAGCGGAAGAGGAGUUGACCAUUGCUGCGUCCAAGAUCGACAUUUACAGCAAAAAGGACGGCGGCUGGCUCAAAGAAGAUGAAGAAUCAACCGUGGCAAAUCCAAGCCCAGCACUUGGUUCCGAUGCCUUUCAAUUUGGAGGGCUAUUUAUUUUAGGAUUUUUUUGCCCAGUUUUGGGCUUUUUUUUUUGGAUCCGCUGUGUGGCUUUUGGCUUUUUUGCGUUUUGGCUUCUUGGCUUCUUGGCUUCCUGGCCUCUUGGCUUCUUGGCUUUUCGGCUUCUGGCUUCUCCGGGUUCUUGGCUUCUGGCUUCUCUGGCUUUUUGGCUUUUCGCUU
Messenger RNA from Effrenium voratum, 1656 nucleotides. The record is from the annotation of a GenBank genome assembly. NCBI's taxonomy places the organism in Eukaryota, Dinophyceae, Suessiales, Symbiodiniaceae.